Messenger RNA from Cucurbita maxima (winter squash), 1108 nucleotides. Its product is annotated as E3 ubiquitin-protein ligase SINA-like 10. Lineage: Eukaryota; Viridiplantae; Streptophyta; Magnoliopsida; Cucurbitales; Cucurbitaceae. Bases 87 to 899 code for a protein of 270 amino acids. Gene Ontology annotation, molecular function: zinc ion binding. The record is from RefSeq and is a predicted model, not a curated record. The transcript is spliced from 2 exons.
UUUCACGACGGAAAGACUUGGAUGAUCAGAAAAGUCUUCUUCCUCACGGUCUGACGAAGAGAAGAGACUGACUUGUAGAAGAACAAAUGGCGGAUUCUCGAUCAUCGGACGGCGAAAAGGAGAGGCGGCGUUCGGUCAACUGUAGCAGAGGGAAGAACGAGGCGAUGAAAGUCAUAUUCACUGAUCCUCAAAUUCUCGAUUGCUAUAUUUGUUGCGAGCCCUUGUCAGUUCCUGUUUACCAGUGUGAGAACGGGCAUAUUUCUUGCUCUAGUUGCUGCUCCAAAGUUCACAAUAAAUGCCCUAGCUGCAGCUUGGCCAUCGGCUACAUACGUUGCAGGGCGAUCGAGAAGGUUCUUGAAUCAAUCAAGAUACCAUGCCAAAACUCAAAAUAUGGAUGCAAAAUCACAAUGAAUUUGAACCAGAUAAACGAGCACGAGACAUCGUGCCCAUAUGAACCCUGUUCGUGCCCUAUAUCUGAUUGCUCUUAUGUUGAUUCGGCAGAGCAUUUGGGGUCACACUUCAGAAAAAGGCACCAAGACUCAGCCAAAAGCUUCUUAUACAAUUCAAGGUUCACAAUAUGCUUGAACAGUGGUGAUAGAUAUCGUAUCUUUCAAGCAGAGAACGAUGAUGCUUUGUUUGUCCUGUCUUACUCGUUUGAAAUCUUUGGUAAUGCGGUUACUUUGAGCCGGAUUGGAUCUCCGUUGUCUGAGAAGAAGUUUUGUUAUGAUAUCAAAGCCAAAUCACAGGGGAGUGUUCUUUCUUUGCAAUCAGUGGCGAAGGAGAUCCAACGUUGGACUGAAGAUCCUCCUUUCAAGGGAUCGCUUUUGAUUCCAAAUGAGUUCUUCGGAUCUUCUUCAGCCCAGACGAUCUUGGAGAUUCGCAUUUGGCCUUCACGCUGAAGACAAACACUGGGGAUCAACACAGGUGCGCAUACAUUUUUUGAAACAAAGCUGAAUUAUUGUUUAAACUGAGUUAAUCUUUGCAUCUGUGUUUUCUUUGUUUUUUUGGGAAGGACUUGGUGCAUACUUUUGUGCAUAUAUAUCUAUAUGGGUUUGUUGAACUUUUAAUUUUAAUUUUGUAUGGAAUAGAACAUUAAGCUUGCAUAGGU